CAGUUAUAUCAAUAUACACCGGAAACAUGGACGUUGUGGAGUUACUUUCAUUUCAGCCUGACAAACCAAAUCCUAAAGGUAAGAAAAGACAGGUUGAUGAUGAUGAUGAUUAUGAAGAUGAAGAAUACAUGUAUGAGGAGAGGAAACCACGUGGUGUUAAAGCUGCUAAAUCUGGCAUCAGUGACGAAGAAAAAGAAAAAAUACUUCAAAUGGUCGAGAACGAACCUGAUGUGGAUGCCAUGGAUGAAACAAAUUUGAAGAAACUGUUGUUGAAAUUUGAAAAAUCUGUCUACAAAAAUCAAGAAAUGAGAAUCAAAUUUCCAGAUAUGCCAGAAAAGUUUAUGGAAUCGGAAGUUGAGCUGAAUGAUGUGAUACAAGAAAUGCAUGUGAUUGCUACGGCCCCGGAACUUUAUCAUAUUCUGGUUGAUCUAAACACAGUACAGUCACUGCUGCAACUCUUAACACAUGAAAAUACUGAUAUAUCUAUAGCAGCAGUAGACUUGAUGCAGGAACUGACAGAUGUUGACACACUGAAUGAAAGUGAUGAAGGAGCUGCAGCACUUAUAGGGGCACUGGUUGAGGGACAGGUGGUAGCUUUAUUGGUCCAGAACUUGGACAGACUUGAUGAAAAUGUAAAGGAAGAAGCGGAUGGUGUACAUAAUACAUUAGCUGUGAUAGAGAAUAUGGCAGAAUUCCGACCAGAGAUGUGUACAGAUGCUGCCCAGCAAGGACUUCUACAAUGGUUGUUGAAGAGAAUUAGGUCAAAGAUGCCGUUUGAUGUCAACAAAUUAUAUGCAACAGAAAUUUUAGCAAUACUUCUACAAAACAGUGAUGAUAACCGACAGAUCCUUGGAGACAUAGAUGGUAUAGAUGUUAUACUUCAACAGUUAGCGUGGUAUAAGCGGCAUGAUCCAACAUCAAAAGAAGAAAUAGAAAUGAUGGAAAACAUCUUUAACUGUCUGUGUUCCUGUCUCAUGUCCCCAAUAAACAGGGGCCGCUUCCUCAAAGGAGAGGGGUUGCAGCUUAUGAAUCUCAUGUUAAGAGAGAAGAAGUUGUCUCGUAAUUGUGGAAUAAAGGUACUGAACCAUGCCAUGACUGGUGUAGAGGGAACAGACAAUUGUCAAAAGUUUGUUGACAUUCUAGGACUGAGGACAGUUUUUCCACUCUUCAUGAAGACUCCAAAACAGGGCAAAGCAGGACCUCCACCAGAGGAACUGGAAGAACACAUCAGCUCAAUAAUUGGUUCUAUGUUGAGGAACUGUCAGUCUACACAGAGACAGAGGCUGCUGAAUAAAUUUAUAGAAAAUGAUCAUGAAAAGGUUGAGAGACUGUUGGAGUUACACUUUAAAUACCUUGAUAAAGUUAGACAUGUUGAUAAUCAGAUAGAAAGAGAAAAAAGUAGAUUGAAAUAUCUUGGUCAAGAAGUAGAUGAAGAUCUAGAGGACAGUUAUUAUUUACGGCGACUUGAUGCGGGUCUUUUCACAUUACAGUUGAUAGAUUACAUUAUGUUGGAAAUAUGUGUUACUGGGCCAUCAAGUAUUAAAUCCCGGGUACUGCAGAUAUUAAACAUGAGAGGAGGGUCAGUGAAAUCUAUAAGGAACAUUAUGAGAGAGUAUGCAGGAAAUAUUGGAGAUGCCAAAGAUCCAGAGACAAGGGAGGCAGAGCAAAAUCAUAUCAUGCAGCUUGUCGACAAAUUCUGAUCUAAAACUAUUAAUCUUAUGGUCAUAUUUGUUGAAUUAACAAGAGGACAGUGGGAAAUUGUAAUCUUGUUUGAGAUUUUCGGUAACCAUGUAGGUUUUUCCGAAGUCUGUUUCUGAGAGCAAUGUUACUCCUUCUGUGCUGUGGGAUAGGAACAGUUUUGAACUAAGUCAGUGUCACGUAGCAAGUACAUGAAGAA
This is a messenger RNA of Mercenaria mercenaria, 1897 nucleotides long. Its product is annotated as beta-catenin-like protein 1. Gene Ontology annotation, cellular component: spliceosomal complex. The coding region runs from base 27 to 1700 and encodes 557 amino acids. Lineage: Eukaryota; Metazoa; Mollusca; Bivalvia; Venerida; Veneridae. The record is from RefSeq and is a predicted model, not a curated record. The transcript has 16 exons.